This is a messenger RNA of Anoplopoma fimbria (sablefish), 1999 nucleotides long. RefSeq names its product brambleberry (gene bmb). NCBI's taxonomy places the organism in Eukaryota, Metazoa, Chordata, Actinopteri, Perciformes, Anoplopomatidae. The transcript is spliced from 13 exons. The coding region runs from base 91 to 1968 and encodes 625 amino acids. The record is from RefSeq and is a predicted model, not a curated record.
AGGUUUGGGGCAAAAACAAUUAGCUGUCAUUUCGAUCAGCUGUGAGAGGGAGACAGCAGCCAAAAGAACCUGCACAAUUAAAGAACAGACAUGGGCCUUCUCCUGAUCCACCACCUGUAUUUCCUGCUGAUCUGCAUGCUGGCCUGUCAGUGUCCUGCAGUCAACGGGUUGUUUGAGUGGCUGAAAGGAACACAGGCACCUCCAGCAGCAGCAACAGAAGUCCCGGCACUUCUUGCUAAGGAUGCCCAGUUUGAGAUGACUACUGCAGAUGAGAGGUUUUUGGCUGAGUCAAAGCAGAUGGAGCUCAGCCCAUUAGACAGCUGUCAUCACAGGGUCGUUGCCCGGCUGAAGGCGAGCUGUGAAAGCCUCCCAGAGGAGCAGCUCUCGAAGCUUGGAGUCGUACUGUUUAAUUGCCAGGCAGAGACUGAGGGGCGCCGGACCUUCCCAUGUACAGAGCAAAUGACUAUAAAAGAGUGUACAGCAGACAUGGAUUCAGACACAUGGAACGCUUACCACAUAGUGAGCAACAGAGCGCGCUCUGUUUGUUAUGCCACGCGGCAGCAGCUCUUCCGGCGCAGAGCAGAGCAAACUGUCAAUGCUCUCAUCUUCACGGCAACCAGCCAACUAGAUGCAAUGAAUGACCUGAAGGAGGGCCAGCUCGAGCUGAAAGAACUGACUUCAGCCUCCUUGGACAAGCUGUUGGACGGUCACAGUGCUCUGCAGGCCCAACAGGGGAAACUGCACGAGGGCCAGGGGCAAAUGGAGAGUUCACUGAGGGACAACCUGGAGCGUCUGGGCCAGGAAAAAGCCCUCAUCGCCUCUGGACAGGAACUGGUAGCCCAGCUCAUUCAGGGCAUUACAAAGAGAAUGGAGAAUGUGACUGAAAAUCUGCAGAUCCAAGGCUCGGAGGUGCAGGACAACCACAAGGCAAUUGUUAAAGACCUCGCAGAUGUCAGACACCAAGCUCAGGACAUCCACCAAAAAAUUGACCACAGUAUGUUGGAGUUUCUGCAGUACCAGGACCAGACCUCGCAGUACUACACUGACCUGAUGAACAAGCUGGAGCGCAUGAACAGCACCCUGGGAGCCACGCUGCACUUCCUGGAUAACAUGCAGAGCCGGAUUGAGGAGAGGCUUCACAUGAUCCAGGGCUACCUUGGCUGGGCAGGUCUGAGCCUGACAGCCAUGUGGACGUGUGUUGCACACACGGGCUACUUUGUCGUGUGUGCAGUCCUACUGACAUUCCUGCGUUGUCCAGGUUUCUCUCGAGCGAUGCUGCUGCUCACCGUUCCUCUUAAUGCAGUGGCCGAGGUCAACCAGCAGCCGGCGCUGGAUCUCACCGGCCUCACACUUAUGCUGCUCAUUCUCUCUCUGGGUCACUGGUUUGUGAGUCAGUUGUGUGCAUGCCUCCAGACCAGAGGAAAGCCAGCCUCCCCGCUGCCUCUGGCCCCAUGUGACAUAGUGGAGCCACUGAAGCAGCCAGUUUCAUCCUGCCACUCGUAUCCACCGUCCUCUACACCGCAGAAAGAUGAAAAUGAUUGCUUCAUGGAGCAGGAUGACUUGUUGAAUCAAGACAGCUUCAUAUCAGGUAACUUUGGCAUAUCUGCAGUGUCUCCCCCUCAAAGGAAUCCAAAGCCAGAGUCCAGGUUUAUGCCGAUUGUUGGCACACCCAAUCACUCCUCCCCCAGGCUGGUACCACAGCCAGUUCUUUCAGCGGCUCUGGUUUCUGAUCUCCCCCCAAGAAACCUUGGAGGUGUUUUUGAUGCAGUGAACGACUCGCGUGAUUUGGCCAACGACUCAAGAAGUGCCAGUCCGACCCCGUCAGCAGUCAGCAACAGCUCUUUAUUAGGCCGUCAGCUGUGCAAUGGGGUGACAAAAACAGGGAAGGCCUGUAAGAAGAGAGCCGUGCCAGGACAAGAGUACUGCAGAGUCCACGAAGGAGGGCACACCUCGUAUGUUUUCAAAUGAACACUUAACCCUGUUUUUUUUUUGUUUGUUU